AUGGCGGCAUCACUGUUUACUUUCUCCUCCACCUCAAGAAGAGUCAUCCCAGCGCCAAACUCUCCUCCUCUUCCCAUAUACAUCAAAGCCACAAAUGUCGUCUUCAACCCUGAUAUGCCAGAUGUUCAUCGCAGUCUUGGACUUGAUGAUUAUGUCAAUUUUCUAGUAUCUUGCAGACUUCGAUAUGCUAUGAGUGAGGUUCCAUCAGAGUUCUUUCCCGAACAAGUAUGUGAGUUCUACUACACCGCAACAGUCAAUAAUGAAAACAACAUCAUCUUUGGCACUAUUGGGCGUGGCCAUCGCUCAGUUUUCAUCAAUGCUGAUCUCCUCCGUACUGCACUCAGGUUACCAAUUUUUGAACCAUUCUCUGAGCUUCCAACUAUUGAACGCUGUCGACGCCUCUUUGACCAACUGGGAUAUGAUCACUCCAAGGCUGGUGCUCGACCAGCUCUCAUUCUACGUCAAUGUAUGACUCCUGGAUGGAAGUUCUUCACUGGGGCACUUUGUAAGUGUAUAGGCCACAAAUCUCGCAGUGGUGAUCAACUGAGUGCUUUUGAGCAACAGGUGGAUGAUCCACUGGCCAAUGACAUCGGCAUCUCUGAUCGGAUGCAAGAAUGGAUCGCGAAUCCAUAUACCAUUCCUUCACUAAACGCUGACACUGAUGAAGGAGCUGCUGAUAACGACGAAACUAAUGUUGAAAUACAAGCUGAUCCUACUCAAGAAGGUGGUCAUAUCUCCCCUCAACUUUCUCAUCAUACCAUUUCUGCCACUGAAAGGGUUCCUUCAGCUCAUGGGGAGUCAUCUGCUUAG
Molecule: messenger RNA, 810 nt
Organism: Lactuca saligna
Lineage: Eukaryota; Viridiplantae; Streptophyta; Magnoliopsida; Asterales; Asteraceae
Source: the annotation of a GenBank genome assembly